Messenger RNA from Drepanopeziza brunnea f. sp. 'multigermtubi' MB_m1, 1353 nucleotides. RefSeq lists its product as uncharacterized. Gene Ontology annotation, molecular function: pyridoxal phosphate binding; identical protein binding; transaminase activity. The record is from RefSeq and is a predicted model, not a curated record. Lineage: Eukaryota; Fungi; Ascomycota; Leotiomycetes; Helotiales; Drepanopezizaceae.
AUGAGCAGCAGCCUCACCAAACUCGCCCAGUUCGGCGUCAAGCACGUGGCCAAGGGCAUCGGCCGCCUCUCCACCGAAGUGCUGGAGUCCGGCUGUGGCAGCUAUGUCACCACCGUCGAAGGUCGCCGCAUGCUCGACUUCACUUCGGGCAUCGGCGUCACCAACCUCGGCCACUGCCAUCCCGCCGUGACCAAGGCCGCCCAGGCGCAGGUCGGCAAGCUGGUGCACGGCCAGGUCAACAUCGCCUUCCAGAAAUCCUACCUGGAUCUCGUCGACAGCCUGCUGUCGCUGAUGCCGCACCCGUCGCUGGACACGUUCUUCUUCUGGAACUCCGGCGCCGAGGCCGUGGAGGCCGCGGUGAAGUUGGCGCGCCAUGCGACGAAGAAGCAGAACGUCGUGGUGAUGCAGGGCUCGUACCACGGACGCACCUUCGGCACCAUGGCCAUGACGAGAAGCAAGACGGUGUACGGCGAGAACUACGCACCGCUGAUGCCGGGCGUGUUUUCGGUGCCGUUCCCCUACUGCAAGCAGUGCUCUAUUGCCUCACAUUCGGGUGGCAAGUUCGGCUUUGAGAAUUGCUGCAUGGACCCCGUGCUGCAGCUGGAGUUGCUGUUGAAGCGGGAGACGGCGGCGAGUGAUACGGCGGCCGUGGUGGUCGAGACGGUGCUGGGAGAGGGUGGAUACGUUCCUCCUCCUCCGGGCUACCUUGCCAAGCUGAGGGAGAUCUGUGACAAGAACAACAUCCUGUUGAUCGUGGAUGAGGUCCAGUGCGGCUUUGGCCGAACAGGCAAGAUGUUCGCUAUCGAGCACUACGACGUCCGUCCGGACAUCAUGAUCAUGGCCAAGGGUAUCGCGAACGGCUUCCCGCUGUCCGGUAUCGUAGCCAGCAAGGAGUUGAUGGAUUUGCAAAAACCCGGCUCGAUGGGCGGAACCUACGCUGGCAACGCAGUGUCAUGCGCAGCUGGUGUCGCCGUCGCCAAAGCAUUCAAGGAUGAGAAGAUCCUGCAGAACGUCGAGGCUCGUGGCUCGGAACUCCGAGGAGCGCUGGAAGCUGCUUGGAAGGAUCCGAAGACGGGGAAGAUGAUCUACGACGUGCGGGGCUUGGGACUGAUGCUCGCAAUGGAGUGCACGCCUGGCAAGGGGUUUGCGAGCAAGAUACAGGCGAAAUGUAUGGAGAAAGAUAUGCUGGUCUUAACGACUUCCAUCUAUGAUACGCUCAGGUUCAUCCCACCGUUGAACAUUACGAAGGAGGACAUGGCGCUGGGCAUCAAGAUCAUUACGGAUGCGAUACAUGAGGUUGCUGCGGGUGAGAAGCCUGAGGAAACAGGAUCGAAGGGUCAGGCUUUGGAGUAA